AUAGAAACUCGACUCUCGACCACAUUCAAAUAAUCUCACUUCAAAAGAAUUACAGAAACAAUGAUCAACACAGAGGAAAACUAUGCAAAUACACCCGAAUGUUUAGAGAAAUAAACAAAUGAUGUGACGUGCUGAAUGACGGAUGAGAGCACCGAAUAAUCACACUGCAGACAGAAACAUCAGACUGAGGACAGAAACACACCACCUCUGAGAAAUGGCUCAGACUCUAUAUUUCCCUCUUCUCCUCAUUGCUGUCUGCUCCAUAUCUGAAUGUGUUCAGCGUCAGUAUCACUUUAUAAAUGAGAAUAAGACCUGGACUGAUGCUCAGAGAUACUGCAGAGAGAAAUACACAGAUCUGGCCACUGUUGACAACAUGAACGACAUGAUCCAGCUGAACAAGAGUGUGAAAGUGAAUGAUAAAGGUGUCUGGAUUGGUCUGCAGGGUACAAGGGCUUAUAAUUGGCAUUGGUCUUCCGGUGAUCCUGUGCUCUUUCUGAACUGGGCAUCUGGACAACCAUACAGUGGUAAUAAUUGUACUGUUAUAAAAAAUGGAAAGUGGUUUGUUGGGGCAUGUAAUGCCACUUGGACUUUCAUCUGCUACAACAUGAGCAGAGGACUGGUGUUUGUCAAUCAGAGGAUGAAGUGGAGAGACGCUCAGAGUUACUGCAGACAGAAUCACACUGAUCUGGUCAGUGUGAGGAACCAGAAUGAGAGUCAACAACUGGAGAAGUUCAUUAAUGACAGUCAGACAUUUGGAUCUGAAAUCUGGAUCGGUCUGUUCAGAGACAUUUGGCAGUGGUCAGAUCAGAGCAACUCCUCAUUCAGAUACUGGAAAACUGGUGCACCUCAAGCUCCAGAUGAUCAACGCUGUGCAGCAGUUGAACAGUACUCUUGUGGACAAUGGGGUGACUACUUGUGUAGUGGUAAAUGGCAGCUUCCUUUUGUGUGUCAUGAAGAUAAACUGAUUGUGAUCCAGCAGAAUCUGUCGUGGUCUGAAGCUCUGAGAUACUGCAGACAGCAUCAUGUGGAUCUGGUCUCGGUUCAGUCAGUGGAGAUGCAGUAUAAGGUGAUGAACGUGGUUAAACUGGCAUCUACUGAGGCGGUGUGGUUGGGUUUACGUCACUCCUGUGCUUUGGGCAUCUGGUUCUGGGUGAGUGGACAGACCGUGUGCUAUCAGAACUGGGCUCCAGGGAACGGCACAUCAGAGGAGGACUGUGAGCCCACAGUGAGAUCUGGAGCAGUUCAGUCUGGAGGAGAUCAGUCCUGGAUCAGCCGUCCUGAAACUCACAAACUCAACUUCAUCUGCAGAAACUACUGAGAGUGAAGAAGUAAGAUGAUGAGUGUGUUCAUUUUUCAUUCAUCAUUGGAUUGUGAAAUAAUUAUUUUACAUAAAAUAAUCAACUUCAAUAAUCAUUGAUGCCUUAUGCUGGGUUCACAGCAAGUGUGAAGGAUUGCGUCACUGUCACUCACAAUGUGCAGAAGAAUAGACUUUGUAUAGCGUAAUAGACUUUGCAUUUAAU
Molecule: messenger RNA, 1520 nt
Organism: Danio rerio (zebrafish)
Lineage: Eukaryota; Metazoa; Chordata; Actinopteri; Cypriniformes; Danionidae
Source: RefSeq, a predicted model, not a curated record